Molecule: messenger RNA, 2552 nt
Organism: Equus caballus (horse)
Lineage: Eukaryota; Metazoa; Chordata; Mammalia; Perissodactyla; Equidae
Source: RefSeq, a predicted model, not a curated record
GGCCGGCUCCCAAGCUCCGCCUGCGCGUGGGAACCUCCCUGCUGGGGAUGACCCGGCCGCCCCCUGUCCAGAUAUGAGAAGCUCAUCGGCGGCAAGUACAUGGGGGAGCUGGUGCGGCUCGUGCUGCUCAAGCUUGUGGACGAGAACCUGCUCUUCCACGGGGAGGCCUCCGAGCAGCUGCGCACGCGCGGCGCCUUCGAGACGCGCUUGGUGUCGCAAGUCGAGAGCGACUCGGGCGACCGCAAGCAGAUCUACAACAUCCUGAGCACGCUGGGGCUGAGGCCCUCGGGCACGGACUGCGACAUCGUGCGCCGCGCCUGCGAGAGCGUGUCCACGCGCGCCGCGCACAUGUGCUCCGCGGGGCUGGCGGCCGUCAUCAACCGCAUGCGCGAGAGCCGCAGGGAGGACGUGAUGCGCAUCACCGUGGGUGUAGACGGCUCGGUGUACAAGCUGCACCCAAGCUUCAAGCAGCGGUUCCACGCCAGCGUGCGCAGGCUGACGCCCAACUGCGAGAUCACCUUCAUCGAGUCGGAGGAGGGCAGCGGCCGGGGCGCGGCCCUGAUCUCCGCGGUGGCCUGUAAGAAGGCCUGCAUGCUGGGCCAGUGAGAACCGAGGCGGCGUGGCAAGGAGGAGGCUGGCGCCGGCGCUGGACCUGAGCUCCAGGGAACGUGCUCCCCACAGAUGCUCCCGGCCUGGGGGGUCAGGAGGCCUCUCCUUGUAAGGACCAUGGAUGCCUCCUAUCCCUGCUGCCACUCCAGAAGAUGGGGAAAGGUCCGCAGGGGGAAUGUGGGACCCGGGCAGCCCUCUUCUCUCAGAGUCAGUUGGUGGGACAGCCCUGGGGCCUUGACUGGGUUGGGGGCUGGAUGAGCACGAAUGGAGACCCCCAAUGUCCCUUGCCUUUCUUUCUGUAAUGGAGGACCCAGAAAGGAGUCACUCACUCAGGACUUUGUUGCAUUUCUGCACUGCCUGCCUCUCGGAGCUUUCAGCCCAGCUCUGGGAAGCGGGUGCCCUCUGCUGCGGCCUGUCUUCCCUGGGAACUCAGCCUAAAUGGGGAGGCACCCCCCCCCCCCCCCCAGUCCCCCUGGGGCCAGCCAGACCUAGAGCUAGGCCUGGGCUACCAGCGGGUAGGGUGGGAGGGGAGGCUGCAGGUACACUCAAAGCCUGGAGAUGGCAGCCUUUUCCCUCCCAUAGUGCCAUCCCUGAGUGGUUUGGGGUUCUGGGAUGGACCCUCACAGGAGAUGCAAAGCCCCUAGCCAGGGGCCCUGGAAGAGGUGGAGCCCAGGCCCCAGCACAGGCAGGCCUGGGGGCACCCGGGAGGGCCCACCCAGGCUUCUCGUCUCACCAGACCUCCAUGUGCCACACCAACCUCUCCAUGCCCAACCUGGGACAGUGUGGGUUUUUUUAAUUAAAAGUUUUAAAAGUUUAGAACAUGGCCUUGUCCAGUGUUCUUUAUCUCUGGGUAUAAGGGCUGUGGGUAUUUGUAGGAUUUUAGCAUCCACUCAGUUUUCAAUGAAAGAAACUACCAACUGUGUCGUUUCAUUCAGAGCUUAACCCAAAGUUGUGAUCUUGAGCAGUCAAACCCCCCUUGAGAUGUUCUCUUGUUUUCUGGUGUGUCUCUUAUGGAAUUGCUUCCAGUCUUUUUAGUUCUCUCGACUCUAAAUUAUGCAUCAGAAGUUUGCGCAAGCAUCCAAUUCAUUAUUGGUACUAAUGUACCCAUGUUUGAGCAUUCACAUAUCAGAUCUCAUUUGAAUAUAGAUUACUUCCUAGUUUUCCUUUAUGUUACAGAUCAGGGCAUUGUAUUGAUUUUCAAAAUUCUCUAUGAAGGUAAAUUAUAUGUCCUAUAAAAUUCAUUUCAGGAGAGCAAAGGAGGUGCUAUGAAACACUUACUUGUUGUACCAAAGGGACAUUGGGUCUGAGGGAUAAGAACCUCUCUGCAUUCCUCACACCAACUGGCAGGAUCUGGCCUCACUCCCGGGUGGCGGGGCAGCCAGACAGGGCAGCCUGGCAGAGCCAGGUUCAGGGGGCCAGCCAGCGGAAAGGUCCCCUUUCCUCCAGUCCUUCUGUGCCCUGGGCCUGCAAGGAGACAUGAGGCUGCUGCUCUGGCACAGUGUAGGGCACCCGGGCCCCUUGCUCCACGGUGGAGCCCCACAUGAGGGACUCUCGACCCACUUUCCCGAGGGAUGGAGGCAGAGCUCUUGCUCCAAAAGCAUCAUGUGCAGGCUCUGUUUGGGGUCACAGCCAGCUCAGGGCUGCUUUUUGCACCUUGGUCAGAGGGGCGAGAGGUCAGGGCCAAGCAUCUUCACCAAAACCUCUGGGAAUCCCUGGGGGUCUCAGGCCAGAGACCAACUUCAGUGCCACCCACUGCCCUGCCAAGCCCAGUGGGGGCCCCAGGCCAGCCCUGCGCCCGCUGUCCUCUUGGACUGGACAGGUUCUGGGCUGGACCUGCAGGAGGGACAGUCAGAGGAGGGGAGCAGCACAUAGAGUGGUGAGAGCUGUGAGCCCGCUCUGCUCUCAGGAGGUGCUGCCGGAAUGGGUGGACACCCGGAUGUUAC